Sycon ciliatum is the source of this 4479-nucleotide messenger RNA. Its product is annotated as ankyrin-3-like. Bases 390 to 3773 code for a protein of 1127 amino acids. NCBI's taxonomy places the organism in Eukaryota, Metazoa, Porifera, Calcarea, Leucosolenida, Sycettidae. Gene Ontology annotation, molecular function: protein binding. The record is from RefSeq and is a predicted model, not a curated record. The transcript has 24 exons. Gene Ontology annotation, cellular component: cytoplasm; nucleus.
AAUUUAUUUAUGCGUCAUGCCGGUGCCAUUCAUGAGUUCGAAACGUUCGUAACUCCGGCGUCUUGCGCUUGAUCACUUGCGAUGAGUUCUGCCAACGAGUAACAUACCGGUAUACCGUCGUUACUUCUGUGACCAUCAUCAAUUCCGCAUCCGGCACAUGGCAGGGAAUCGCUUAGCCUUACUGCCCUUAGCCUAAGAAAGUACGAUAAAACCUAGCGCAGCUACGUAGAUCUACUUGGCGUCUGAUUCCCUACCCUAGGCUAGAACCAGGGCCGUGGAGUCUCGUAGCAGUCAAGUGGAACGCGGCGUUUGAGAACGACACCGGUGAUUACUAGCAGUAGCCUUUCUUGACGUGUAGUUGUAGCGUACAUCAAGCAAUCAUCUGUGCGAUGGAUUUAAAUUGGCGCCGUGGAGUGCACUCUCUGCUCCGGAGACCAGGAGAAGAUGAAGACGAGGUCGCCCAUAUGGCCAUGUACGCAACGCAUGAAAACAGGCCCGAUGUCGAUGACUCGCACGGGGUCAGUGAUGGCGGCGAUGACAAGCCAGAUGAAGGGCUAGCGCAUGGUGAGCCGAUUCACAACUCAUUUUUCCAGUUGAAAAUAGUGAAUAUUCUUCCAAAACCGGCUACACCAAGAACGACACCAGAAUCGACGGCCGCAAUAACGGAAACAUCCAGUGCGUCCGAAGUUGCGGCGGGUACUGUCCAGAAUGAAACCGUUUCCGCGGUUGACUCCAGAGAAGGUGAGCCGAGUGCGGACGCGGAAGAAGACAAUGGCGUGGAGCUUGGAGCGAGGGUGUUUCGAGCAAUGUCCAAGGAUAAGUUUUACGUAGGGCCGUGGGGCAUCACCAUUGGAUCUAGCAAGGGUUGUGCUCUUUGUCUGCCAGAGCUAACUCUGGUCCAGCCUGAACAUGCCCACAUCGAGUGGAGGUCUGAUAAUCCCAGCUCAGCAAGUAUGUUGUCUCCGGCUGACGGCGGCCGGGCUCGGUUGACUUUGCAGGAUCUUAGCGGUGGAGGACGCUUUUGGCUAAGCUGCCAGCCUGGAUGUUCUGUAAUACUGCAUGGAAGUGAUGAAGGGGAUGAAGAACAACGAUCAGAAUUGCUAAGUGAGCCUGUUAAGCUAUGCUGGGGGGCCAAGUUCAGUGUGGGACGAGUACAGUUUCAAGUCAUUCCUUUGACACCGCCUGAACUGGCCAGGAAGCGUCUGUUUGCUGCCGUGCGUAACAACGACGCGACUGUCUUGUCGGCGGUGCUUGAUGCAGCCAAGGAGCACAGUGGUCUUGAUGGUGCAGGUGAUCCGUGUCUAUUGCUGCGACAAACAUCCACCGAGCUCACGAGGGGUCUUGACCUGGACAUCACGGACCAGCAGCCAUGUCCGUCAUUCGAGGAAGAGACCAGUGAGCGCCUACAGCGGCGUAUGAGAUCGCCGUUUGCGAUAGGCACACGGCGAGAGAGGUGGCGAGAGUUCCUGCAGCGUCAUGCCCAGACAAGGCAUGAAAGGCUGUAUCUGAGGUCUCGAGCGUUCCAGACGGUUGGACUGCUACACGUGGCCGUAGCGCAAUCAAACGUGGACAUGGUCUCUCUUCUGCUGGCGGAGGGGGCACAGGCGAAUGACGGAGACAAUUCGUCCCAGGAAUCACCCCUAAUGAUGGCGGUGAAGCAUGACAAUAUGGAAAUUGCAAGACUACUGUUGGAGCAUGGAGCGAGGGUGGAGAUCACGGACAGGAACGCACACCUGCUGUUUCAAGGUGCCGCGUCGCACAAGAUGAGGCAGCUGCUUCUAAACGUGCCUCUGCUAUGCUCUUCUGCCGAAGUCGGUGAUGUAGACGAGGUCCGCCGACUUCUGGCCUGCAACACGCCGCCCAAUGGCAUUGGACUCAGAAAUAAGAACUCACUGCACUUUGCGUCCAUGUCGGGUCAUGCAGAAGUCGUAAAGUUACUACUCCAUGCUGGUGCCAGUGUUGACACGCAGGGUGGGUCAAAGCAACGGACUGCCUUGCACUAUGCUGCCCUUUCCGGCUGCGUUGAGGUUGCUCAGUGCCUGCUCAAAGCUGGUGCCAAAGAGGACACCCAAGAUAAGCUUGGUUUCACUGCGUUGAACCUUACUGACAACUCGGAGAUGUGCAACUUGCUGAAGAACACGCAAUCACCAUCAUUGUGCAUUGCAGCCCAGGGUGGCGACAUCGCCAUGGCACGGCAACUCCUGGAAGACGACAGUCUCCGUAGCGACGAGAAGCAGGACUUGGUGAACCAGCGCAAUGAGCAACGCCACGCUGCCAUCCAUCUGGCCUGUGUUGCCGGUAACAUUGAGUUCCUACAGCUGCUGUUGCAGCAUCGUGUCGACGUGAACAUGCCUGGCGGUUCCGGCGAGUGGACACCUCUGAUGUUUGCCAGCGCCGCAGGUAAAGCCGCCACGGUGGAGUAUUUGCUGUCCGUUGGAGCUGACCGGACGAUUUGUUCCUCGUCAUCCAGCACUGCUCAAGGUCUCGUCGAGGAGACGCUUAAGAAUCUGCAGACGGAGGAGAAAGCGUAUGACAAGCCGACAUCUGGGAGGUCAGCAGCAACGUCCUCGUCCCAAGUUGGUACUUCAACCAGCACGGCGCUCUCAGCUCCACUCAUGACACGCCAGGUGAGUCACCCACCUCAGGAUGAGCAUCGCCAGUGGCUUACCCAGCGUCGUGCACAUCUCCAAGCCACUCUGGAAGUUCUGCGCAGUGGGCCACAGCAGCUGCAACAAGCCCUAGAUCAGAACGACUUGGAAGCUGCAAGAGCUCUACUUGAGGGUAAAGCAGUGACAGCACAGUGCGUGUUCGACAAGCCUGUGAAGGCGCCUGCUCUCUAUCACGCAUGCUCUAAGAAGGGUCUCGAAGAGUUUGCAGCCCUGCUGCUGGAUCACGGAGCAAGUCUGACAGCUGCGGGUGAGGAUGACCUAAUGCCCGCACAUGUAGCUGCUAUGCAAGGCCACGUUGAAACUGUGCGGACGCUACUGGACAGAGGCCAGAGCAUGGAUGCCAGAGAAUCAACGGGUGGUAACACGUUACUGCACGCCGCCGCUAUGUUUAGCCAUUCUACCGUUGUUCGACUACUCCUGGACAGUGGAGCUGACAGGACGUGUGUCAACACCGAGGGGAAGACGCCGUUUGCAGUUGCCAAGUGCUCCACAGUGAUGCGGCAACUCGCUGUAGGCGUACAGCGUGUGGUUGUGGAGGCGCGCGCUGGUAAUGUUUCCGCCGUUCGCAGUCUUCUCGAAACCAGGGACACCGUACUCCUAGAGGGUCUGUUCAAGCUGAGAGGGGAUGAGACGCCGGAUGCCAAUCCGCUGCACGACGCCGUCCGAAUGAACCACCUGCCAGUAGUGGAGGUGUUGGUAGACUCAGUCUGCAACAUUAAUGCCACGGCUGGCAAACGGCGUGAGACUGCACUACACGUGGCGUCACGCAAAGGCUUCCUAGACAUAGCGCGCUAUCUGACGGAUCACGGUGCUCGUGUCAACGUGAAGAACAGCAGCAGCCGGACUCCGUAUGAGGUCGCCGAUAGCAACGCCAUGAGGAAGUUGCUUGUGCAGGAGCAGCGUGCGAUCAAGAUCCAGCCGGCAGAGGACAUGAGCGACGGCAUUCCUGAUGACAAAAGGUGUCGUGUUUGCAUGGACCGGCCUGUCAACACCCUCAUUCUUCCCUGCGGCCAUCAGGCGUUCUGCAGUGACUGCGCUGGCCAACUCGAGGUGUGUGCGUUAGACCGGCAGCCAAUCAACGAGAUCGUCAAAAUAUUCUGCUAGCAACCACCCCUCCCCCAAAAAGCUGUAGUGGCCCGAAAUCGAUUCCAACCUUGAAAACUACAACGAAGAUUGGUUCUGAACCAGCUCCAUGACCUGUUGAGCCCCUGGGAUAGACAUAGGGCGCAGCGCUGUAUUUAUUUAUAUUAAUUUAAAACACGAGUCACAGAGUAUCACGCGUCUGGAUUGUCGUAACCAAUAGUUUCAUGCCAGAUGGCAAUCUUCAGAAAACUGCUCGUGUGUUACUGCUCUGCUGCCGCAUUGAGCACUCUAUCGAACCGGAGGACUCCGCUCUCUAUUAGUUAAAAAAAGCCUUAACCGGCCACCGCUCCGCAGUGGCCAAGUUUGUCUCUACUUCUGAUUUUUUUAAAUAUAGGAAUUUUUUUAUUUUAUUUCUUCUCAUAGUCCCUGGAUACUACAAGUACUCAGUCUAGUUUAUGCGUAUGCUGUAUGUACAUGUAGGUAUGAUGGCAUAGAACUAACACUUGUACGCGAAGCACAGAAGCCACUGGAGUUUCCGGGAAGUUGUUGAACUGUUCUCCUCCAGCAAAAACUAAGCCUGUGAGCAAACAUCAUCUACUUGUAUUUGCAUGCGCUUUUUCUCAUCCAGGCAGACUUUUCACAUUUUCUUCUUCAUGCAAUGUAGAAUGCUGAGCAGCCCUUCUAACUUUUUUAAAAAGGCCUCUGUCACUGAACCGUGAGAAAUUCA